Messenger RNA from Rosa chinensis, 1078 nucleotides. RefSeq lists its product as uncharacterized. The record is from RefSeq and is a predicted model, not a curated record. The coding region runs from base 265 to 888 and encodes 207 amino acids. Lineage: Eukaryota; Viridiplantae; Streptophyta; Magnoliopsida; Rosales; Rosaceae. The transcript is spliced from 5 exons.
GCCCAAUUAUAUCUGUUAGCUUUACUUGGGACUGCUCACGACGGACACUUGGGAUAGAUUUUCUUCUCACGACGGACGCUUGGGACUGCUCCCUCCCUCCCUCUGACAACCACCCAUCGAUCCCAAACACUCACCGCGGCCACCACCUCUAACCCGACACGGUCCCGAAUCCCAGUAAUCUUGUUCCGGAUUCAGCUGAUAGACGCCAAGAACUGGGCUUCAAGUCCCAGCCGGGUGUGCGACCGACAACGAGGUAGGGGCAGGAUGUCAAGCAGGAACGAAGAAGUUUUGAAGCUUAAAAACAAGAUUAUUGAAUGCCAACAGGAAGCGCUGCGGCUAUUGCAGGAGAAACAGGGGUGGCCUGCCAAAUCUAAUCUUAUGCAACAGACAAAAGAAAGAGCUGUAGCUGACUUGACAAGACAAUCGACCGAAACAUCUGAAUUUGACAAGGAACUCAUCGAUCUGUACAAAGCCUUGAAGCGUGAGGAGAAGUCUGAAACCAAUGGAUUCUUUAAACACACACACACAUAUAUGUUUGUUUUGGUGUGUUUGAAACAAAAAGGAAAGCUUUGUUUGCAGCUAAAAGAUAUUUUUGACGAGACGCAAGCUUCGCAUGAGGAACAUAGGAAAGCUAUGGAAAAAAAGGUGAUAGAAGUAGAGUGUACGUUGGAUACUGUAGAUAAGAGAUUGUCAGCGAUGCUUGAAAAUCGCGUAGAGAUGGGGAAGAGACUAGAAAAUCUUAAUGUUUUCUAUGAGGCUGUGUAUUCUACUCUCAAAUCGAAGAAGUCUAACAGUGUCUCUCUUGUCAAAGAAGCUCAGCGUGAUCAUCCUGAUGGACAGAAUGGACCCAAAAUGCGAAAAAGGAGAGGGUCGAAGAAGUCUCAAUAGGAACCUUGAAGACCUGUUUGGGCUGUUGGCUGUGAGUGGAACUUGUUUUACAUUUAGGAGUUCAGUUGUUUCUUAUGUUUCUAAGACAUGGCUCGAUGUUCAAACUAUUCGUAAGACUUUUAUAUCUGCCCUCUUGACAUUGUUUAAACUACACUCUGGUUUCAUAUGUCUAUUUUGGUUAUUCUCUCUA